This is a messenger RNA of Bombus terrestris (buff-tailed bumblebee), 1917 nucleotides long. RefSeq names its product actin-related protein 2 (gene Arp2). The transcript is spliced from 10 exons. NCBI's taxonomy places the organism in Eukaryota, Metazoa, Arthropoda, Insecta, Hymenoptera, Apidae. The record is from RefSeq and is a predicted model, not a curated record. The coding region runs from base 295 to 1515 and encodes 406 amino acids. Gene Ontology annotation, molecular function: actin filament binding. Gene Ontology annotation, biological process: Arp2/3 complex-mediated actin nucleation. Gene Ontology annotation, cellular component: actin cortical patch; Arp2/3 protein complex.
AAUAGAUAACAAUUUGCUCGGGAAUCAGAAAAGAUACGACUGAGCCAAUCCGAGUAGAUAAUUGUAUAUUCAUUAGAUUUAAAGAACGACUGCCUUUGCGAGUUUAUAUCAAAGUGAGUGAGUUUACGUUAGUAAAGUUCAUGUCAUUGUAUUGGUCGCUGUUGCUUCCAAAUCGUCAUGCCGGUAACGCCCUAGAUCUUAUAACAAUUAGUCAUCUCGCAGAAUAUGCAAUGUUUAAUAAGCUUUAAUAUAAGAAAUAUAUAGUCCGUUUAAAUAAUAACAUCAUAUUGAAAAAUGGAUAGCAAGGGUAGAAAAAUUAUUGUUUGCGAUAACGGAACAGGGUUUGUAAAGUGUGGAUAUGCAGGAGCAAAUUUCCCAGCACAUAUAUUUCCAUCUAUAGUUGGACGUCCUAUUAUCAGAGCUGUCAAUAAAAUAGGAGACAUUGAUGUGAAGCAAGAAUAUUGUAUUCGUGAUGUGCUUAACAUGCCUGAUUUAAUGGUUGGGGAUGAAGCAAGCAAACUUCGGUCUAUGCUAGAGAUUAGUUAUCCAAUGCAAAAUGGAAUUGUUAGAAAUUGGGAAGACAUGUGUCAUGUAUGGGAUUAUACUUUUGGAAAGGAAAAAAUGAAUAUUAAUCCUAGAGAAUGCAAAAUUUUAUUAACAGAACCACCAAUGAAUCCUAUCACAAAUCGUGAAAAAAUGAUUGAGGUAAUGUUUGAAAAAUAUGGUUUUGCUGGAACAUAUAUUGCAAUUCAAGCAGUACUUACAUUGUAUGCUCAAGGAUUGAUUAGUGGUGUUGUAGUAGAUUCUGGUGAUGGAGUCACUCAUAUUUGUCCUGUAUUUGAAGAGUAUGCUUUACCUCAUCUUACUCGACGACUGGAUAUAGCUGGUCGAGAUAUUACAAUGUAUUUAAUAAAACUUCUUUUAUUACGUGGCUAUGCAUUUAACCAUUCAGCUGAUUUUGAAACAGUUAGAAUGUUAAAGGAAAAAUUAUGUUAUAUUGGCUAUAAUAUAGAAACUGAAGAAAAAUUAGCUCUUGAAACAACUGUUUUGGUUGAAUCAUAUACUCUGCCAGAUGGGAGGGUAAUAAAAGUAGGUGGAGAGAGAUUUGCAGCACCAGAAGCUUUAUUCCAGCCUCAUCUAAUAAAUGUUGAGGCUCAAGGAAUUGCUGAAUUAGUAUUUAGUACUAUUCAAGCAGCGGAUAUUGAUAUAAGAAGUGAAUUAUAUAAACAUAUUGUUUUAAGUGGUGGCAGUACAAUGUAUCCUGGGCUUCCGUCUAGACUUGAAAGAGAAAUUAAGCAACUUUAUCUUCAAAGAGUAUUAAAAAAUGAUACUUCGAAAUUAAAUAAAUUUAAGAUAAAAAUUGAAGAUUCCCCAAGACGUAAAGAUAUGGUUUUUAUGGGUGGUGCUGUAUUAGCAGAAAUUACAAAAGAUCGUGAAUCAGUAUGGAUUACAAGAGAAGAAUAUGAAGAAAAAGGUCUUAGUGUAUUAAAAAAAUUAGGUUCUUAUGAAUCAUAAGGAAAAUAGUUAUUGAAAUAUAGAAAAGAAAUAUACAUUUUUUUAUACAUUUGAAAUCGUUCCAAAGUGCAAAGUAUAUAUAUUUUAUAUUCAUGAUUGAUUUAUACCAAAUUAUUUCAAGUAUAUACAGGUAACAAGUAUAAUUAGAGAGGCAUAUAAUGCGGUAUCAUAAGUUUUAAAAAUAUUAAGUUUUUAAAUUAGAAUUAAUUUUAUUUAAAUACAUUAACAUAUGAUUGUAUUGGAAUUAAAAUGUUAUUAAAUUUGAUAUAAAUUGACUUAAAUUUUGUAGACUAUCCAACUAUUUCUGGAGUAUUGUAUACUCCAUAUGUGUAUAUUUGCCAUAACUCAUAUAACAUAUUUGUGGAUGAUACAUUGUAAAUAUAUUGUUUAUUAAUGCUUCAA